AUGACAGACUCUGUUGCAGAAGAGUUUAAGGCACAAGGUAAUGAGCUGUACAAGCGUGGCGAUUAUCAGCGCGCCAUCGACAAGUAUACACAGGCUAUCGAUGCCGCCCCUACCGUCGUAGCCUACUAUGGCAACCGCGCCGCUGCUUCCUUUAUGCUAGGCAAGCACAAAGACGUUGUGACAGACUGCAAUCGUGCCAUUGUCUUUGAUCCACUUUAUAUCAAAGGCUAUGUACGUAAAGCCAAGGCACAGCUUGCACUGGGCGAUAAUGAAGCAGCCAUGAAGACGUAUCAGACAGGGUUAAUGCGUGACCCAAAUAACGCGACUUUAAUCAAUGAAAAGCGUACGCUUGAAAUGGCGCUUGACAAACUACAGCGUGGCAAGGACUAUAUCGCAGCAGGACGAUUCUCCCAGGCAGUGAGUGUUUUAGACGGUGCGGCGCAAGUGUGCUCGGGUUCGAGUCAAUUAAAGUUACUGCGUGCAGAAGCGCUCAUUGGUUGUGAGCGAUACGACGAGGCUUUCGCUGUAUUAACGCAGCUCAUGCGUACAAAUUCAGGCAGUCCCGAGCUUCUCUAUCUGCGUGCCCUCUGUUUGUAUUACCAAGGUGAAUUUGCCAGCGCGAUUAAGCACUUGCAACAAGCUUUGCGCUCGGAUCCAGACAAUUCUAAGUGUAUGAAGGAAAUAAAACGUAUUCGCCAAUUGGAGACCAGCAAAGAGGAGGCCAAUAAUGCAUUCAAGUCGGGUAAAAUGACCGAGGCUGUUGAAUUGUAUACUAAAUGUUUGACGAUCGAUCCAAAAAACAAGUCGUUUAAUUCAAAGAUUCAUUGCAACCGUGCUAAUGCACUAUCGCGUCUAAAUCGACACGAAGAAGCUAUCAAAGACUGCGAUAAGGCCGUAUACUAUGAUCAUGGGUACGCUAAGGCGUAUCUCCGCAAGGCAGCUUGUUUGAAAGCGCUAGGAGGCUUGGAUAAUUUAGAGCAGGCGUUGCGUGUCUACGAUCAAGCUUCGAAACUGGUCGGUGACGAUGCUCAGCGCGAUAUUCAGAGCAACAUUCGCCAGACUAAGCUGGCUAUUAAAAAAGCCAAGCGUAAGGACUAUUACAAAAUAUUGAAUGUCUCGCAGAGUGCCACCGACGCGGACAUCAAAAAAGCAUACAAGAAGCUAGCUCUUAAGUUCCACCCAGAUCGCCACGCGGGCAAAUCGGAUGAGCAAAAGGCCGAGGCUGAAGCUGCUUUUAAGGAUCUCGGAGAAGCCUACGCAGUGCUGUCGGAUGCACAGAAGCGACAGCGUUAUGACUCUGGAGUGGAUCUUGAAGAUCUUGACAGCGAUUACGGUGGAGGUGGUAUGGGUGGCGGCAUGAAUGGCGUUGAUCCUUCGCAAAUUUUCCAGAUGUUCUUUGGAGGCGGUGGUGGCAUGGGCGGCAUGGGUGGCAUGGGUGGCAUGGGUGGCAUGAAUGGAAUGGGAGGCCAGCGUUACCAUUUUGGUUAG
Messenger RNA from Plasmopara halstedii, 1488 nucleotides. RefSeq names its product ion channel. Lineage: Eukaryota; Oomycota; Peronosporomycetes; Peronosporales; Peronosporaceae. Gene Ontology annotation, molecular function: protein binding. The record is from RefSeq and is a predicted model, not a curated record. The transcript is spliced from 4 exons. Bases 1 to 1488 code for a protein of 495 amino acids.